AGGCAGUAUUCAGAGCAUUGAAAAGUGGGGUUGAGCACACUUUGUCACUCCGAUCUUUAGGUUGAGGUUUUGCUUCUAGAUAUAUAUCGAAGCCAUGAGUGAACAUCUGGAGGAUCCCACCAAGCAUCUCAGCAGUGACAAGCUCCUCUUCCUCAAUUCCAUGGAAUGUCCCUUCGCGCAACGAACAUGGAUCGCUCUGAUAGAGAAGCAGGUGCAAUACUCAAAAGUUGACAUCAAUCUUCGCAACGAUGCUGGUCAAUACGCCCCUGAGAACAAGCCCGAAUGGUUCCUACGACUCAAUCCAAAUGGGAAGGUGCCCGUGCUUGCAUAUGAGGAAGAGAGAACAAUCCACCAGAUCUACGAGUCAAAUAUCUGCAAUGAGUUCUUGGAGGACUACCAGCCCAGCCCCUCGCUGCUUCCACCCCACCCGGCAGUCAGGGCGCGAGCGCGCAUCAUCAUUGCACGGUUCAGCGAGAACUUCGUGCCAGCAUUCUACCGGCUCCUCCUCAGGCAGGACACAGAAGGACAGCAACAGGCGGCUGAGACAUUGAGGGCAGAGCUGCAAUGGCUGGAAGCCCACUUUGACAGCAUGGGGCCACACUUCAUGGGCACAGAGUUCUCACUGGUGGACAUCUCCCUGCUGCCCUUCUUCCUGCGCUUUGGCGUCCUGCAGCACUACAGAGGCUUCAGCCUGCCGUCAGAGUGCCAAAAGCUUGCGGCCUGGGUGCAGGAGGUCAGCAAACGUGCAUCCGUGCAAGAGACGAGCGUUUCUGCAAAGCCUGAGCUGUCAUACCAGAACUACCUCACAUGGGUUUAUCAACGGUAUGCUGAUGCAUCAGCCAAAUCAACUUCAGCUGCUGAUUUUAAGGAUUGAGCCAUGCCUGCAAGUAUCGAGAUGUGAGAUGAUCCAUUCUCCUGAAGUAUUGAAAUGGGCAUUUGAGGGAAUCUCUCAAAACUUUUAGAAAUUUAAGGCAUAGUCUUAAGCUUUGUUCAGAAUAGAGAGGUACUUUGCUAGAUCGCACAUCAGGACCAAUUACAAUUUAAUUUUCUGGCAGUUUUGCAAUGAUAGUUUUGUUACAAGAGACUACAAGG
This is a messenger RNA of Coccomyxa subellipsoidea C-169, 1092 nucleotides long. RefSeq names its product glutathione S-transferase. The record is from RefSeq and is a predicted model, not a curated record. Bases 95 to 874 code for a protein of 259 amino acids. Gene Ontology annotation, cellular component: cytoplasm. NCBI's taxonomy places the organism in Eukaryota, Viridiplantae, Chlorophyta, Trebouxiophyceae, Coccomyxaceae. The transcript has 7 exons.